This is a messenger RNA of Neoarthrinium moseri, 1710 nucleotides long. RefSeq lists its product as uncharacterized. NCBI's taxonomy places the organism in Eukaryota, Fungi, Ascomycota, Sordariomycetes, Amphisphaeriales, Apiosporaceae. Bases 1 to 1710 code for a protein of 569 amino acids. Gene Ontology annotation, molecular function: zinc ion binding; DNA-binding transcription factor activity, RNA polymerase II-specific; DNA binding. Gene Ontology annotation, biological process: DNA-templated transcription; regulation of DNA-templated transcription. The record is from RefSeq and is a predicted model, not a curated record. The transcript has a single exon.
AUGGCUGACCCACGGCAGAGCAUCCGAGAUCGAGCCAUCCGACGCGUGCGGCGCGCGUGUGAUGCUUGCCGUCGUCGUAGGGUGAAGUGCAAUGGCAACCCUGAAUGUUGCCAACAAUGCAGCCAUCUCAAUCUACGAUGUGUCUACUCGACUGACGCCCGGAGUAGCUCGCGUAAUGGUGUUGCCAGGGGCUCGGUGAUAUCUGCUCUGAGGGACAUAUCGUCUCCCACGGCAACCGCAACAACAGCGCGGAGCAGCAACAACGCAACAUCAAGUCGGAUACUAGGGCACGGUGAACGCAUAACACUUGGCGGACAGACCAAGGAGACUUCGUCAAAGAUACAGGCUGCGGCCAUGUUUUCGAAAGAGUUUUUCAAGGGGCUAUUAAGCGACUAUACUCUCCAUGUAUACGUUGUGAAUCCCAUCAUUAGUCCUCUUGAAAUGGCCGAGUCAAUUGAGAGGAUGGACCAGCCCGAGAACCUUGUCGAUAACGCUCUCGUUCAUGCAUAUGCCGCAGUGACUCUCAAUUUGACAACACCCAACUGGCAGGCUGAUCAGGCAGAGUCAUUACGCAUUCAUCAACUAUUGGGACUUGCUUUAUCAGCACGUGAUACUCUCGUGACACGGUCUAUGAGCAUCAUAGAAUCAAGCAUCCACCCACACCUGACGGCGCGACUCAUCAUGACGGCAAUCUUCAUUGAGAUUUGCUUAAUGGCUGUUGAUAAGUUCUCCGAAGCCUUCAUGAUCCUGAGAGAAGCCAUUGCGAUGAUCCAGCUGCUGGGCGUCGAUCGCUUGGUGGCCGAGGACCCGCCGAAUCAGGCUGCACCUGGGCAGACACUCACAAGUACUUCUCGCCUUCCCCCAGAAGAGCGUUCGAGGAGGAUCCGAAUGUACUGGGAGGCCUUUAUUCACGAACGCUUCUUGACCAUUGUUGCCUACUAUCCUGCAGCUCUUGCGCCACUGCCCCCAGAAGUCUCGUUACCGACAGAAGAUCCAUCAAUACCGCAGAAUGUGCAGACUGGAUGGCGUUAUCUUGUCCGGCUGUUCUGCGUCGUAGACGAUGACUUUAUACGAUACUGGAGAAGCAUCGGCAGCGCGCCACCUCGGGGGGUCACAGCAGAGUGGAUUGAGACUAAAAUGCACCACCUGGAUGAUUUGAGCCACAUGGAUCUCGAGAUGUAUCAGGAUACGCGAUAUCACAAUCUCCAGGACGCGUCUGGAACAUCAUCUUUUCAAGUGCUGGGUGAAGAACCAGUAGAGCCGGACUGCCUCAGCACCCUCCAGAAAGCUGACAUAAUCGUUACACGACAGUGGCUACUCAUGGUCUUGUGGCAACUAGCCAUCUCGAGUUUUCCGCUCACUUCGCAGUCCAUAAGAACCAGAUCGGCUGCCAUGUCAUUACAGUUCCCAGCACGUUUGUCUCAGCAGCUCCGGCAAGUCGUCGUCAUCUUGGGGAGGAAAAACAUCGAGAGACACGGCUCUGGGAUUCUCAAAAAGCUAUUUGAGAUUACCAAUGCGCUUGGAGACGUGAUCAUACAUGUCCCAACUGAUAGCACUGAUCAUAGAUCUCAGUGGCUAGAUGACUUCAAUUUCUUGUUUGACUUCCUCCAUAACUCUGCAAGCCUAAGCGAGGUCCAGGUCAACAUAUUGGCCGAGAAGAGCAUAGCAGCCACAGCCUGCGUUAGAAGAGAACAGCGAUUGAGGUCGUAG